AUGUUAGGUAUAUCAGUGAACAUUUUCGUCGUUUAUCUUCUGUUUCUCUCCAAACAAAUUGGUGCUAAUGAAUUGACGUUUGAAUUACCAGAUAACGCGAAAGAAUGUUUCCAUGAAAAGCUCAAAGUUGGCUCCAAAUACACAUUAGAAUUUCAAGUUGUGACUGGAGGAAAUUACGAUGUGGAUUUGGAACUGAAAAGUCCGUCAGGUCGAGUUUUGUAUAAAGAAGCCAAGAAACAAUACGAUCAAAUUGAGAAAACUGCCGAAGAAGAAGGUGUCUACGUCUUUUGUUUUAGUAACGAAUUCUCCACUAUUAGUCACAAAGUUAUUUACAUAGAUUGGAGAGUCGAUGGAGAUCCAGAACAUGAAAUUAAGGGAAACAGUCCACAGGUGGCACAAGGCGCAUUGACAAUGAUUGAAUCAAAAGUUGGCGGAAUUCAUGAAAAUCUGGAAAAAGUUAUCGAUUAUCAAACUCAUCAUCGUUUACGUGAAGCAACCGGUCGUGCACGUGCUGAAGAUCUACAAGAACGUGUGCAAAUCUGGUCGUUAGGACAGUUUAUUCUAAUCAUAAUUGUGGCAAUAGGAACUGUCCUUUUACUUCGCUCGUUCUUCACUGAUCGUAGACCAGCAUCCAGUAUGUCCUGGCAUCGUUAA
Molecule: messenger RNA, 654 nt
Organism: Adineta ricciae
Lineage: Eukaryota; Metazoa; Rotifera; Eurotatoria; Adinetida; Adinetidae
Source: the annotation of a GenBank genome assembly